Messenger RNA from Chlorella variabilis, 231 nucleotides. RefSeq lists its product as hypothetical. The annotation marks the transcript as partial. Gene Ontology annotation, biological process: translation. Gene Ontology annotation, cellular component: ribosome. Gene Ontology annotation, molecular function: structural constituent of ribosome. The record is from RefSeq and is a predicted model, not a curated record. The transcript has 3 exons. NCBI's taxonomy places the organism in Eukaryota, Viridiplantae, Chlorophyta, Trebouxiophyceae, Chlorellales, Chlorellaceae.
GCCCACAAGAAGGGUGCCGGCUCCACCAAGAACGGCCGCGACUCUGUGUCUAAGCGGCGCGGCGUCAAGGUGUAUGGCGGGCAGCCGGUGAAUGCGGGCGGCAUCAUCAUCCGCCAGCUGGGCACCAAGGUGCACCCCGGCAAGAACGUGGGCCUGGGCCGCGACUACACCCUCUUCUCCCUCAUCGACGGCGUGGUGGUGUUUGAGAAGAACUCGCGCCGCUCCUCGGUG